ACCAUAAAAUUGCAGUAUCAUCAUAUGUUUCUGUAGCCAAUUACCUUUUAAUAUUUCUUUUUAUCUGUUGAGUAGAAAAUCUUUCUUGAGAGUCAGUGUUAAUUUAUCCCGUUUUUAUUAUCAUGAAGAAUUGUGGGCUCUUGUCCAUAAUGAUCUUUGCCAUAUGGUUGAUCAUGACUCUUAUAAUAUAUCUUGCGAUGAAAACAGCUUUAACCAAGCAAGAAAGAAAUGAUUGUGAUAUGACUUAUAUGUUUGAGCGCCCGGAAUAUAUCAAAGUUAAGCUAAAAGAACAGACAUCUAAGAAAUUUCCUAGAUAUGGACUUUACUUGUAUGGUGAAGGCUACUAUGCCCAAGAGCAAAGGAGGAGCUUGCAGCUGCAUGGAAUACCAGUGUUGUUUAUUCCAGGAAAUGCUGGAAGUUACCGCCAGGUAAGAUCACUUGCUUCAGUUGCUCUUCGUAAGGCACAUGGACGUAGAAUACAUUUCAAUUAUUUCACUGUUGAUCUUGACGAAGACUUAAGUGGAUUAUAUGGUGGUGUACUAAAACAAGAGGUUGAUUUUGUCUACAAAUGCAUCUUGCAUAUUGCUCAGAUGUACAGAAAAAGUCAUUCAACACCUCAAUCAAUCAUUCUCAUUGGUCAUUCCAUGGGUGGGAUGAUUGCACGUGCUUUGUUUGCUUUGAAACAUCUUCCUUGUAAACUUGUAUCAGUCAUUAUAACACUGGGAACACCUCACAAAGAACCAGUUCUAUCAUUAGAUAGCCAUCUUAACUCUUUUUAUCACAUUGUCAACACUUUUUGGGGAUCAAAUACUUUGCUGGAAAAUGUUAGCAUUAUAGCACUAUCCGGGGGCUCUAGAGAUGUGCUGGUUCCACCAAAAUAUUGCUCCCUCCCUACGACUAUGUGGAAACAAGAAAGUGUUGUGGUAACCACAGCAUUAACUAAUGUCUGGCUGACUAUUGAUCAUUUAGCUCUGUGUUGGUGCAAACAACUUGUUUUGGUUGUAAAUCGGGCAUUGUUCUCCUUAAUUGAUGAAGAAAUCGGUGGAAUAUAUAGGGAUAAAAGCACUCAAAUAAAAGUGUUACAAAAGUAUUUUGGAGGUUUUGAGAAUGACAAUGAGGUGAAGGGCCGAAAGAUUGUCAAAUCUAAGAUUCAUUCAUCAUUGUCUCAUUAUAUGGCAGCAAGAUUUGUUGGAAGGGUACAAAAAUUGUCUUUAUAUGAUAAAAUUGUGAUUGAAGUUCAUCCAAACAUCUCCAACAAAUAUCUUGUAGUUUUGUCAAGGUCUUUAGCAAAUAUUUUUAUUGGAAAUUGUAGAAGUAUUAAAAAUAAUAUGUGUGAUGAAAUUGAGCCAGUCACUUCCUAUACAUUACCAAGUGUGAACAAGAAAGCAGUGUUUGUAGCGCAUUCGACAAAACUGGUGAAUACCUCACACUUAACAAUAUCUUCUCUUCAAUAUCCAUGUAAAAUUUUCAUUCAACUACAAACUACUAGCAAUUUGAAAAUGAUUAUUGGCGUCAGUAGAUUUCGGUCCACUGAUUUAUUUCUAAAUAUUUCACUACCAAUGAUCGGAAAUAACUUUGACAUUUACAGUAUCAAAGUGAAAAAGGUGAAUUUGCCAUCUGACUAUGACCAGCGUAGUUUGCUUCUUGGAAGAAUUCAUAUUCCUUGGUCCAGAGAAGAUAUUUAUGCAAAAGAACUUGAGUCAAUGGAAUUUAACCUUCUUUUACAACUUCAUCGCCCAAAACCUGCUGGAAAUUCACAUGUCGUUCAACUUCAUGUUUGGAAAACAGAUAAUUGUGAAAUUGAGGUUACAGUAGCGUACAGUUUUUGGAAAACAAUUGGUCGAAUAAUGAUUUUGUACGGCCCAUCGAUAGUACAAUGGAUGUAUUCUUGGUUUAUUUUUAUUGUAAUUUACGAACAAAAAGAGUUAUGUGUUGGGAAUAUUCUCUUGCCACUUCAUUCUCUCAUUUUUACAAAGAAAUUUUUAAAGUUUCUUCCACCGAUGAUAUUGCUUGCUGAUGGUAAAAGAAUUCGACAUUUAUUGGUGUGCAUUAUUGAGUUCGAAGACUAUCAUUUGAUGUUCUAUGAUUGGUUUUUACCUACUGUCACCCUUCUUGUCAUUUCCAUCAUUUUAUUGUCAACUAUGCUGGCCGUAUUAGAAGUCAGUCUGAUGAUCUUGGCAAAAAUCGUUUUGAUUUAUAUUCCUUUGUGGAAGAAUGCGCAAACAAAACUUGAGAAUGGCAAGAUUUCUUCUGUUGUUUUCUACACAUAUAUUGGCAUUGUCCUGCUGUUCACGAUGUUUAGUAGCCCAAUUGCUCUAUAUUUGCUAACAUGUGUCGUGUUUUUUCUGUGCUGUCAUAUGUCAAUUGUUAUUGAACGAAACACUUUGAGCAAGAUGGAGCGAGUCGAUUUACAGAACAACUAUAUAGGUAUAUGGCGCAAUAUUCUAGCAGCACUUGAUGUUUAA
Xenia sp. Carnegie-2017 is the source of this 2465-nucleotide messenger RNA. Its product is annotated as GPI inositol-deacylase-like. Gene Ontology annotation, biological process: endoplasmic reticulum to Golgi vesicle-mediated transport; GPI anchor metabolic process. Gene Ontology annotation, cellular component: endoplasmic reticulum. Bases 123 to 2465 code for a protein of 780 amino acids. NCBI's taxonomy places the organism in Eukaryota, Metazoa, Cnidaria, Anthozoa, Malacalcyonacea, Xeniidae. The record is from RefSeq and is a predicted model, not a curated record. Gene Ontology annotation, molecular function: phosphatidylinositol deacylase activity. The transcript is spliced from 2 exons.